This is a messenger RNA of Laetiporus sulphureus 93-53, 1740 nucleotides long. Its product is annotated as DNA glycosylase. Gene Ontology annotation, biological process: mismatch repair; base-excision repair. Gene Ontology annotation, molecular function: oxidized purine DNA binding; adenine/guanine mispair binding; 4 iron, 4 sulfur cluster binding. Gene Ontology annotation, cellular component: nucleus. The coding region runs from base 1 to 1740 and encodes 579 amino acids. NCBI's taxonomy places the organism in Eukaryota, Fungi, Basidiomycota, Agaricomycetes, Polyporales, Laetiporaceae. The transcript has 8 exons. The record is from RefSeq and is a predicted model, not a curated record.
AUGCCAAAGAGACGCGUAGCACAGUCCGACGAUGACUAUAGCGAUUCCAGCGAUGCGUAUGAUCCAGCAGCUUCCAGCCGUAAAUCGAAGGCGAAUCCGAAGAGGGCACGGACCGGGACAGUCUCGAAACGCAUUGCAAGCAAGAAGCGCACUCAAGAUGCAUCAGACGUUCGAGGCACCUCGGAUGAUGGCGACAGUGCGAGCAGGCUAGCGGAGACGCGUCCUCAUCCACUUUCUGUCCACACAAUAGCGGAUUCAGAGCCGAUACGGGAGGCACUCCUCGAUUGGUACUCAGGCGUCCACGAGACCCGUGGUAUGCCCUGGAGAAAGCCCUUUGAUCCAGCAUUCAAUGAUGAGCAGCGAGCUCAGAGGGCGUACGAGGUAUGGGUAUCAGAAGUCAUGCUGCAACAAACACAGGUUGCGACCGUAAUACCCUACUACAAUAGAUGGAUGGCAAAAUUCCCCACAAUCAGGGACCUUGCAGCGUCCGAUAUAGAGACCGUGAACAGCGUCUGGAAAGGUUUGGGGUACUACUCACGCGCCGCUCGCCUUCUCACUGGCGCCCGAAAGGCCGUUGAAGAGUUCGGAGGAAGACUGCCUGAUAACGCGAAGAACAUGGAAGCGAAGGUCCCUGGUAUAGGUAGAUAUAGUGCGGGUGCCAUCUGUUCAAUUGCUUACAAUCAAUGCGUGCCUGUCUUAGAUGGGAACGUGCAUAGGCUUCUCAGUCGUUUACUCGCAUUACAUGCUCCCCCAAAGAACAAACAAACGCUCGACGUUUUAUGGAGAGGAGCAACUGUCAUGGUAGAAGAUUCCACAUGUCCUGGGGAUCUGAACCAAGCUCUCAUAGAGUUAGGCUCCACCGUAUGCAAAGCUCGCGACCCUAGCUGCAGUUCAUGCCCUGUGCAGCCAUGGUGUCUUGCAUUCAAAUAUCAACAUAACUCCGAGGGUCAGUCAGAAGGCGCUACAUUGAAGGACGCUGGAGAACUGGUAGAUAUCGAAGAACUCUGCGUGCUCUGUGAAACACUGCCGGCAGUCGGUCUGGUGACCGAUUUUCCAAUGAAGAUAGAGAAGAAAAAGGCCAGAGAAGAGCUCGACAUAGUGAACGUUAUCGAAUGGCGCCGCUGCGCUGAUGGUGACCGAUGGUUCCUGCUCGUUCGGCGUCCAGAAGGCGGUCUCCUGUCGGGAUUGCAUGAAUUUCCCACUGCGCCGAACGUCCCUGUGACCAUAUCGUACCCUGCGCAAAUCCAGAUCGCAAAUGCCGUCUUGUCCGAUUUGCUCGCCUGUCCUCCCCAAGAUGGGCAGGAUGGGUCCCACGCAGGAACUUCGGAGGAUUGCACUCUCGGGGAAAGCGCCGGUACAGAAUGCUCGAGCUCACGCACUCUACGGAUCGUGAAAACUGAACCCGCAGGAGAUGUCAUACACGUCUUCUCCCACAUCAAGAAGACAUAUCGGGUGCAAUGGGUCGUCUUGGAGGGUGGCGGAGAUGAACCUCCGUUCCUGACCCCUCUAGCCCCGUCGUUCGGCACCACUGCUAGGGCCAAGGGCAGAGCAGAUGGAACACAGAAGGCUUUCCGAACAGUAAAGGCCAAUAAGACCCAAGAAAACGGUCGGUCGGUAGCAGGGCAAGCGACAUGGAUGCCUCUGCGGAACGUCGCCGGCGCAAACAUCGGCACUGGCGUGCUCAAGGUCUGGAAGCGGGUAUGCACGCUGUGGGACGAUAACGCUCGCGAUCAAGCGUAA